CAGGUCUGUCCCUUCCAAAAGGAUCUGCGUGUGAACAUAGGGAAUAGAAAAUUCAAUAAACCUUGGCAGCAAGAGUAAAUGUACCUGGAGCUCUCUGCCUCCGUUGGCAUUAUCAUGUUGCAUCCAUUCAAAGAUAAGCUUAAGAUAUAGGAAUUGCGACAUGCAUCGACUACGUCCGUGCAGCGACACAGUAACAUCUAUUUCAUGGAUGUGAUAAAGUGCGGAACACGUAUAUCACAGCAGCAACAAUGUUUUUAUUUUCGACUAGAUGAAGGUGAUGGCGCUAUGCAUAUUGGCAGCAGCCCUGAUGAGGGGUGCCGCUGGGGAUCUGACACCCCCCGAGAGGUCCUACAAGAUCCUCAUGCUUCUAACUUCCUCUUCAAAAAGUCACAAGAAUGUGUUCAUGCCCUUUGCCGAGGCUCUUGCGGACCGUGGCCACAAGGUUGUGAUGCUGAGCGGUUUUCAGCAAUCAUCCGAAAACCAAAACAUCCUUGAGAUAAACCACGGAGUAUCAGCAUUUAGUGAAGCCACCGCCUCUAUGUUCUCGCUGAGGAAUGAUGGAGUUGGGAGCUUAUCACUGUUUGAAAAUUAUCUGCCCACCUUGGCCAGGGAACUGUAUAAGGUGCCAAAAGUUAAACAACUCUAUGGAAAAAGAAAAGACUUUGACCUCAUUGUGGUCGACAGUUUAUUCAACGAGCUAGUGUAUCCGUUCCUACAUGAAGUCCCAUUCAUCACCGUUGCCGCCUGCGGGGUUGACCCCCGACAAAGUGCCAUCUUGGGCAACGUUCUCAACCCGUCCUACGUGCCAAACCUUGUGGAAACCACCCCGUUCCCAAUGUCUGUGUGGCAGAGGCUGAAGAAUACGGCCAUGACCAUCUACUUUGCUUUCUACUGGAGGAAUUGGAAAAUUGUCCCACAGAUUCAAAAAGAGAUAUCAGCCCAAUUCCCGGAUCUGCCGCCGCUGCUGGAAAUCGAGAGGAACCAAAGUCUGACGCUGUUGAACACUCACUUCACAAUUACCAACGCGGUGCCUCUGCUCCCCUCACAGGUGGAGGUGGGCGCCAUGCACUGCCGCCCGGCAAAACCCCUUCCAGAGGAUCUAGAGUCGUGGAUCAUAGGCGCGGGCGACGCAGGCGCUGUCUACUUCAGUCUGGGCUCUGUUGCCGCCGGUGAAUCCAUGCCGCCGAAGUACCGCCAGGCUUUCCUCGAAGCCUUCCGCAGACUGCCACAGAGAAUACUUUGGAAGUACGAGGGAGAGAUGGAGGGAGUGCCUGACAACGUCAGGCUCAGCAAGUGGCUUCCUCAGCAGGACAUCCUCGCUCACAACAACGUGAAGGUAUUCAUGUCUCACGGUGGCCAGCUCAGUUUGACGGAGUCCAUCUUCCACGCUACACCGCUCCUCGUUCUCCCUAUCUUCGGUAACCAGCUGAGGAAUGCCAAGUUCAUGGAGAUCUCGGGUUCGGGUCGCAUUCUUGGCUGGGAGGAACUUACGGCUGACAGGAUUGUAGAUGCUCUCAUCGACCUCAUAAACAAUCCAAAGUACAAAGAGAGCGUGUCAUCGACGUCGUCGGUGUUGAGGGAUCAGCUGACGACACCACAGGAGCGCGCCGUGUACUGGACGGAGUACGUGAUCCGCCACCGUGGGGCCCCGCAGCUACGGUGCCAGGCCGCCCAGCUGUCUUGGGUGGAGUUCCUGCUGUUGGAUGUGGUGGGUCUGCUCCUCCUGACCCUACUGGUGCUGCUGCUUCUCCUGCGUCGCCUUCUUAGGGCAGUCUCUGCCGCCGUUUUCCGUGGCCACGUCAAGGAAAAGUCGGAGUGACGUGGCGGCAAAGUGAAGCUUUUGGUGCAGAAAUUGAGGAGACAGCCAAAGCCUUUACCAGGAGAAUGUGGAGUUAUACACAUUGCAGUAAGUAAGGUAAUUUAACAAAGCUAUUUCCCAUUAUAGACCAUUGCUCUGUCGCGCUCUAUAAAUCACAGCCAUCGACUUUAACUACUGAAUGUAAAUGGGAAUUACUAAUAACUGAAAAUGAUGAAUCUUCUGCUUUAAACAUGUCCAUAAGUAUUCGUGCAGCAGCUGCAGAAGGCUGAAGAAGAAUUUAUCCUGGUAAAGACAACGCUUCUCCUGAUAUUUCUGCGUAACGUUUGCUAGGAUGUCUCGGAGAGGAUUACAGUUAAGGUGAGCGUGUUGAAAGCUCUCCAAGGAGUCCUCCGAAAUCUUCUUUAAAGUCGUCCCAUUUUCUCAAUAAAACUAUAAAGCAGUCAAAAAGCUCUACCGACUCUAUGUUUACAUACGAGUAUCACUACAAUGGCGUCAUACACAGGCAUCAUCUUAAAAGUUAAUAAUUAUGAAAAUGCCAAAUAUGACCAUUUCCUUAAACCUAGCCACGGAGUCUUCAUAUGGAAGGAAACUGUAAGUCCAGACUGAGCUUUUAAACAAUGACGCCUAGAAGCCGUCCUGAGAUAAACCUAACAACUGUUUUCUUUAUCAUUUUUUGUAACCCUCGAUUAUUGUUGUUUAUUUUGCUUCCUUUAGUGCCGGUUGGCUCUCUUGUGUGGGUUGCUGCCGGCUCCACUCCGCUGCUGACGUGGGAGAAUUAUAUUUAAUAUUGGUGCUAUGAUAUAUGACUUGCCACGCUGCCCGCAGGUGCUAAUCUUGACUAAACUCGCUUAAGUAUGACUGAUUAAUUAUCUGGACAGCAUGUGGGUUAUUUUCCUCCACUCGGUCAUUGUUGAAAAUUGUCAGCUGCUUGCUUGGGAACUUAAACCCGGGUCUUAAGGAGCACCACGUUCGCGCAGUGACCACUCGCCCACCGCCUACGCCCGUAAUCAGUUAUAAUAUGUAUAACAUAAUAUCUCUUUUUAAAUAUGAGAUUAUACGGUAUAGCUUCCACGGAGCUCUGCUUUAACUUUUACUCUUCAAAUAACGCUAAGUUAAAAAAAAAAAAAACAUUGUAUUCUAUUCUCUGAGUGUCUGGACGAAACUCAAUGUUGGGCCCCAGUCGAGCCCGUAACAAUGACAGGCGAAGGGGAAAUAAACCAAACUGAAACAAAGGAAGCGUCUCACAGCUAUUCACAGUGAUGAAAGCCUGUCCAGUAUGACCUAACCAUCAAAAUGUUUUGCUUUUUCCCGUCGGUUUAUGGCCCCUGUCUCCGAAGUCUACAUCUGUUUUUGUCGUGGUGUCGUUUUCCUUUGGUGCCUUUGUUUUGGUUUGGUUUAUUUCCCCUUCGCCUGUUACUGUUACGGGCUCGUCUGGGGCCCAACAUUGAGCUUCGUCCAGACACUCAGAGAAUAGAAUACAGUGAUUUUUUUUUUACUUAGCGUUAUUUGAAGAGCAAAAGUGAAAGCAGAGCCGUGUGGGAGCUACACCGUAUACUAUCAUCUUGAAAAGGAGAUAUUAUGUUAUACAUAUUAUAACUGAUUACGGGCGGAGGCGGUGGGCGAGUGGUCACUAUAUAUAAUUGCCAAAGAGUAUUAAAGACUAGGCAAUAAACAUGUUAUAUAUCAUUGAUAUAUCCAUACUUCAGUGUAAAACAAUAUUAUGUUUAGCUAAAAAAUCCUACUCCCGCAGGUCCCUAGAGCCCUGACGGGACUCUGAGUUCCCAUCAUUGUAUUUUUGUAUGAUGAAUACAGAAUUGCAAAGAUGCAACAUAA
This is a messenger RNA of Eriocheir sinensis (Chinese mitten crab), 3652 nucleotides long. Its product is annotated as UDP-glycosyltransferase UGT5-like. The record is from RefSeq and is a predicted model, not a curated record. Bases 269 to 1819 code for a protein of 516 amino acids. Gene Ontology annotation, molecular function: UDP-glycosyltransferase activity. Lineage: Eukaryota; Metazoa; Arthropoda; Malacostraca; Decapoda; Varunidae. The transcript has 8 exons.